CUUUUUCAGCAGCAGCCGCAUAUGCGGCUUAAUAGGAGGGGCUGUGGACGAACUUGGUGUAGGGCAGUGCCUAAAGUAGCCCGCAUAGCGCGGAGCUCGUCCUGAAGCCACAGAGCAGCUCUCGAGAUUCUCUGCGUCUCCUACAAAUCUUCAGACUGCUCAGUCAUGAUUUAAUCCAGCCUGUUGGCAAUCGAUUUUCGCAAGAGAAGUCUGAUGUACAUUUGCCCCCCAGAGCGCAGCUUUCGAAUCACAACCCCAGAAACGCUCUCAAUAAAGUCAACAGCUUCCCACGCACAUCCCCAAGCAUUGUCUCACGCUUGAGCUUCAACCUAAUCUUUCUCAAUUUGCGCGCAGCGGCGCUGAAACCAGGACACUUUCCUCUCAGACCAUACGUGGCUCCCAUCUUCCGCACAAUGCAUCAAACAAUUGCGACAUUUAGUGCUGUGCUUCUGCUCACAGGCCUUGGUCUGGUGACUGCUCAGGGGAAUGGGGGGCCAGGUGGCGGUGCAGGUAUGAUGGGAAGGACUGCGGGCAACAACACCAAUCCGCUGUGUGGUACCACCGCCAAUGCUCCCUCUGUCAACCACACCAUACAAGGAGGGGUCAGAUACUUCCAAUCGAAUGGUUGUCCCCCAACCAACUGGACUGACCACAACUACCCUGCACCAAACGGAAUGACAUACGGACAGGCUCGGUCUUAUAACUUUCCAGUUAUCGUUAACCAGACCCCAGUUCUCCAAGCAAACAUAAGCGAUGCUCUCUACGUGGGGAUCUCAAACCCAGUCAAGGGGCCGAUUGGGAUCACGCUUACUGGAGUAGCGCUGUACAGCGCCGUGGAUGCACUCAAUCGUGACGCUAUCAUCUACGAGGGCCGUACGUUCGACACGUGUGGCGGCCACAGCACGCCCGACCCCGUCAACACCUACCACUACCACUCCAUGCCGGGUGACUCAUCAACCAUUUCUCACAACGGCACCCGCAACUCCAACUUCACGUACUGCCCCGCCAUGCAAAGCUGGCUGCUCCCGGUUAACACCACCAACAACCACUCGGCGCUCUUUGGCGUCUUCGUCGACGGAGUGCCGAUCUAUGGUCCUCUGGGAGACGGCGGCAAACUUCCGACCGAUCUGGACGCCUGCAACGGCCACGUGGACGCCUCUCAUUCGUUCUACCACUACCACGCCACCAGCGACUACCCCUACCUGGUCGACUGCCUGCGGGGCUGUAUUAACUCCACGCUCUCGUACAUCCAGGGGGCAACAAUACCGGCUUGCAAGCCGGCCGCUCAGCAAUACAACUACUCAAGUCUCGAUGCGGAGAUCACGGCGCGUCUUGAGCAUGUGGGAGUGAUCAACGGAACCAUGGUCAACGGAACCGUGGUUAACGGGACCAUGGUUCUUCUCUAGCGAGAGCCGUUCGAGGAACGAAAAGGGAGUAGCCCUUUCGCAUGUGUUGUCAAACGAGAGGAUUGAACGCCGCUCACAGCAGCGAGCGGUGGCUCGUCAAAGUUGUGUGGUUCACUUUUGUAGAUUUGCUUGUAGUACCGUAAUUUAUAUGCCACAUGAGUGGUCUAUUUGCUAAAAGUAGCUUACAUUCAAAUCACUGAAAGCUAGUUUUAAUGAUGAGCCAGCAAUGUUUGGCUGAUCGAUAAAUAAAACGUGUGGGGCUCAACGGUGGGUUAGCUGGCGCUAGACCUUGUCGGCGUAAGAAGCCAAUGCUUGACUGGAAGCUGCUGAUUCACGAGUGUUUCUUAGUAUCAUAGGAUACUGUAGUCGAUGAUACUGUUAUAAGCCAUGUUUGCAAGGCCCUCAAAGACAAGGUGCUUAGGACACGUUUCC
Messenger RNA from Klebsormidium nitens, 1838 nucleotides. The record is from the annotation of a GenBank genome assembly. NCBI's taxonomy places the organism in Eukaryota, Viridiplantae, Streptophyta, Klebsormidiophyceae, Klebsormidiales, Klebsormidiaceae.